Cylicostephanus goldi is the source of this 417-nucleotide messenger RNA. The record is from the annotation of a GenBank genome assembly. NCBI's taxonomy places the organism in Eukaryota, Metazoa, Nematoda, Chromadorea, Rhabditida, Strongylidae.
AUGAAAGGAAGGUGCACUCAGUUUGAGCAGCUUGCUAAAGAUAUACAGUUCUCAAUGGAUCGUGAAUUGUCAGCGAAAACAGCUGAAAUAGAACGACUACAUUCUUCCGCAGCCGAACUGGAAGCAGCUGCUGCCGCAAAAGAAUCGUCAUUGAGUCAGGAAAUCUCUGCUCUGAAAAGGUCGAUAAAGGCAGUUCAAUCUGAGUUGGACGAACAGCUGUCGAGGAAGAUCUCAUCGUGGGAAGAAGAGAAGAAUGCCCUUAUUGAGAGAUGUCUGAACACCGAAAGUGAUUUGGACUUCGAGCGAGAACGCGCUUUGGAAAACAAGCGGCGCUUCGAUGAAGCAUUAUCAGCAAUGCAUGAGUUGGGAAGGGCCAACCAGUCACUGCAGGUGGGUACUCCAAUAAACGCUGUAUGA